AUGGCAGAUGGGGCACAGGCCAACCCCAAAGGGUUCAGGAAGAAGGCGCUGGUUAAACACCCCACUGGAUGGAAGAGGCCAAGCUUCAGGGCCUCUCCUUUCAGAACCUCCAGGUCCAGCCUGGGUAUGAAGAAAUUCUUUGCCAUCGCAGUCCUGGCUGGCAGUGUUGUGUCCAUCGCCCAUGGCAGCCUGUUGAACCUGAAGUUCAUGGUGGAAGCUAUCACCCACAAAAACGCCAUCCUGUCCUUUGUGGGCUACGGCUGUUACUGCGGGCUAGGGGGGCGCGGCAAGCCCAUGGAUGAGGUGGACUGGUGCUGUCACGCCCACGACUGUUGCUAUCAGAAGCUCUUUGACCAAGGCUGCCGCCCCUAUGUGGACCACUAUGACCACAGAAUUGAGAAUGAUACUGUGAUUGUCUGCAGUGAACUCAAUGAGACAGAGUGUGACAAGCAGACGUGCGAGUGUGACAAGAAUUUGACCCUGUGCCUCAAGGACCAGCCGUACAGGGACAGGCACCGAGGCUACCUCAAUGUCUAUUGCCAGGGUCCCACACCCAACUGCAGCAUCUAUGACCCGUACCCAGAGGAAGUCACCUGUGGAUACGGCUUCCCAGCGACCCCUGUCUCAACCUAG
Messenger RNA from Chionomys nivalis (European snow vole), 633 nucleotides. RefSeq names its product phospholipase A2 group IIF (gene Pla2g2f). The record is from RefSeq and is a predicted model, not a curated record. Gene Ontology annotation, molecular function: phospholipid binding; calcium ion binding. The coding region runs from base 1 to 633 and encodes 210 amino acids. The transcript has 5 exons. NCBI's taxonomy places the organism in Eukaryota, Metazoa, Chordata, Mammalia, Rodentia, Cricetidae. Gene Ontology annotation, biological process: phospholipid metabolic process; arachidonate secretion; negative regulation of T cell proliferation.